Molecule: messenger RNA, 934 nt
Organism: Spinacia oleracea (spinach)
Lineage: Eukaryota; Viridiplantae; Streptophyta; Magnoliopsida; Caryophyllales; Amaranthaceae
Product: E3 ubiquitin-protein ligase BRE1
Exons: 1
Coding region: 103-762 (219 amino acids)
Source: RefSeq, a predicted model, not a curated record
GCCCUGUCUCUCUCUCUCUCUCAGUCUCUCUUAAUUAGUUAAUUAUUUCUCUCUCAAAAACUUGUAAAUUGUAAAUAGAGAAUAAAAUCAAUCAAAGUGAAGAUGAGUCAAAGUCCGGCAAAUGAAGAGCGUCCAUUAAUUUAUGAUCAAGGGAGGAUGAGAAGCCUUGUUGAUCUUCUGAUGAUUGAGAAAAUGGAGGGUGUAGAUGAUAGGACGAUGAUGAGACAAGAAGGAGGCAAUAAUAUGAGCAGGUGGAAGAUUAUAAGGGAAAGGCUAGGGUUGAAUCAUGGCAAUGGCAAUGGCAUUAGUUGUUGCGGUAUAGCUGGGUGGCGCUACGAGAAUUCAUCAAUGGAAAACAGCGUUGAAGAAAGUGCAGGGACGACACGUGAGGUGGAGGUUCAAGUAGGGACGAAUUUGGGAGCUGCGUUGGAAGUGGAGAGGCAAUUCCGUUUCCGUGCGACAGAGAAUAGAAAUAGCGGUACUAGGGUGUCGCCACCGUUGAGGGUGUCGUUGAUGAGAUUAUUGGAGGAAACAGAGACAGAGACAGAGACAGAGACAGGUGGUGGUGAUGGAAUAAGAUCAAAGGAGGAUGAAGGGAGUAGUGAUAGUGUGUGCUGCGUGUGCAUGGAAAGGAAGAAAGGAGGUGCGUUAAUACCAUGUGGUCAUACGUAUUGUAGGUUGUGUUGUAGGGAUUUAUGUAUUAACCGAGGUUCAUGUCCCCUCUGCAACCGUCGCAUCCUCGACAUCCUCCACAUCUUCUAAUUAAUUAUACCAUUUAAAUCAUAUAGGAACCAAUGUGUUAAUGUUGGACUUUAUUACUGUCACUUCUUUUUUCCUUUUUGUUGCUCCAACCCAUUUAAUUUCCCAUUUCGCAUUUGUAUUGUGAGUUGUCAAUCAUGUGUGACUUUGUGAAAUACUACAAUUUUACAGAUCA